GAACGAAAAAGGACGACUACAAGCCACAAAGUUGAUAGCGCCAUGAAGAGAGAGGAGAUAUUCUCGGCUCUGGAGGACUCUGCGGAGUCGUUCGUGGAGCUACUAAGAAGCAAAGGAGAGGAGCUGAACUGGAGCGAGUUUCUACAGGCUCUGUCGAGAAAGAUGCAGGCCCGCGUGUGGGCCGCCCUGCUCCCUCUCGCUCGAGACGCCGCCAGUCGUCUGGUUGACGGAGAAAACUCUAGAGACGUAGAUACAAGCAGCAAGAAAGUUGAAGGAGGUUAUGAUGAUGUGGAGGUGCUGAGUGGAGCGGUGACAGUGUGCAAGUGUGCCCUCACUCUAGAGGGCCUGAAUCUCACCAGCGAACUAGCCGAAACGCUGCAAAUAAUUCACGACAUCCUCCUGAGCGUUCCAGAAGAGUGUUGUGAGCUGCAGAAUGCCAUGAGUGCUGUGUGUGAGGCGUGCUGGGAGAGAGGAGAGGAGGUGGAGGGGAGAGAGGGGCUCGUCCCUAACUGCCUCCUCUAUCUCGUCGCCAGAACAUUCUCCCAGGGAGCCACCGUGAAGGAUGUGGGAAGAGUGUGGGGGAUGCGAGGGGCACUGCUACUGCUAGAUUUCGAGGAUUCAAGUGCAGACUCAAUCAAAGAACUUCUGCUGUCUUCUCUCAUCGAGCCUCUCUACCUCACUUCAGCCGAUGGGAAGAAACUCCUGAGUUACCUCUUCGGGCUCCAUCCUUCGUUUGUUGACAGCCUCCAUCAGACCAUUCGUAACCAGAUUCCGUGGUGUCCCAAGGCCUAUCUUGAGGUGUACGGAGAAGUGUACUUCAAGUCAUGGAGACUUGCCUCUGGCCCUUACCUAAAGAAAAUCGAGGAGCAGUGUAUCCAGGAUCUGAUGUAUACAGCUGUACAUGCUAACAGGAGUGGGCCGCAUGCUGCCUUCCCCGCUCUUAGAAAGGUAUUGGGCUACAUCCACCACCAAACCCAGCACAGUGGAGUCUCGGAAAUGAUCUUCAGACUCUACAACCCUUUCCUAUGGAGGUCUCUCAAGGUGGCCAAUUCUCAUGUACGUGCGAACGCGGUGUGUCUAAUGAUGGAUGCCUUCCCCCUCCACGACCCAUCCUCUACCAGAGAGGAGAUCGACACGCUGCUCCAAAAACAGUUUGACCUUAUGUCUGAGCUACUGUAUGACGAUAGUCCGAUGGUGCGAUCGCUGACUGUGCUGGGGGUAGGUAGAGCUCUCUGCCGCUACUGGGAGCUGGUGCCACUCUCAGUCGUCAAAUCUCUACUCCAUAAGAUGAUCAGAGAACUGGCCUACGAUUCCGGCUCCGACAAUGUCAGAGUGGCCGUCAUACAGAGUCUGAGUAUAGUUCUGGAGAAUCGACUCAGUCACGCCGUUCUUCACGAUCUUCUUCCUCUGCUCAAGAGCCACAUCCACGACACCUCAGUCAAGGUCCGUAUAGCCUUCCUUGACCUACUGCUAGUGGUGCGAGGCAUUCGGAGUAUAAAGUUCUAUGAAGUUUGCGCGAUACCUCACCUUCUUGCGAGGAUGGACAUCGAUUCCAUUCACGUAGUCAAGAGGAUCGUGUCGCUGCUAGUGAGCUCUUUCCAGCCUUCCAGUGCCCCCAUCUCAGAGCAGGUGGCGCGAUGUCUGACUCUGAUUGAGAUGAACAUGGCGGCAGCCAGAACCUUCUACCGGCUCGUCGUCGCUCAUCUUCCCCCGUCACACGUCGUCCGCUUCAUGCUGGCAGUCUAUACCACCGUGAGACACGCCGUGGGAGAGGGAGAGGUGGAGGAGGAGGAAGACGAGAGGGAAGAGAUGAAGAAGAAAAAGAAGGCGAGAGGAGGAGGGGCUAAGAAGAGAGGGAGAAAGGGUAAAGUGGAAGACGGGCUCAAGAAUCACGCCAGUAAUGCUCUACAGGGAGAAGGAAUAGAGGAAGAGGAGGAGAGAGAUCCAAGUGGGAUCAGGGAGGGAGGGUGGAAAGAGGGAGAGAAAGAAGGUGACGCCUCAACCAGAGAUCCUCCAAGUCUGUCCGACCGAGAUCUCCUGGCAGGGGCUCUAGAAGUGGUGGUCAUCCUCUGGGAAGGUCUGAAGGAGACGUUGGACUCACCGCAGCACGAGAAACUGCGAUUACGACUCGUCUCCUCUGUUACCGAGUCCCUCCCUCUCCUCUUCAACUCUCUCACUGAUGGCCGUUCCCGCUCUGCCUUGUAUUUCCUGGCCUCCUUUCUGCCGAAGAAGAGUGUGUCAGCCAUUGUCAGAGGCACCCUCGAAACUCUCUCUUCUCUUGACCAUAACUCACAGGACUAUGCCGCCAUGGUGACGGCAAUGACGUCAUGGAAACAGAUCGGAGACGUGGUAGGUCUAGUUUCACGCUGGCUGAAGUCGUCUCUGGAGGAGGCAAUGCCACGCCCACACGACGAGGCCGGGGGUCAAGGGUCAGCUGUUUCCACAGCGACGAAAAACCACAAAAAGACUAAAGGAAAAGCGAAGGCAUCAGCUAGUAGCAGAGCAAACACAGUGACUGAAUCUGUGCGUUCGAAACCUCAGCUGGCUCUCAACAUACUCAACUACAUGCUGCUCCACCCACUGUGUCGGGAGGAGAUGAAGAGAGAGAGGGAGACAUGGUACCUGGAACAGGCUCUACAGCAAUGCAUGAAUGUCCUGGAUUCUCACUUGUCUGGUGAAGCCACGCCCACCGGUCUGACCUUUGACCUAUUGCGGCAGAUGUUGAGCGUGUACAUGCGACUGGCGCUGCACAGGGCAGGGGAGGAGGGAGGGAGGGAAGGGAGGGGGUGUGAGGUUGUGAGGGAGAGAGUGACUGAGGUUAGAGAGUGGAGUGAAGGAACACUGCUUCCUCUACUACGAGGAGACUUACAUGCAAAAAGCCAGCCCGCCAAACGCCAUAGCAACCGAAAACGCAAGGCCAACCAGUCUCAACCGACAUCUUCGAUCUCUGACCCCCAUGUGAAGGAGGGUUGCCAGGUAACAGAGACGUUGCUAGGGGUUACAACCGAGGCAGUCAUGAUUGGACUCACUGAUGGUGAGCUCCAAUUGGAGCUGGCUCAGUGGGCAGCAGCCUUUGCUGAAACCGCUGCAGGUCCGGUUUUGCUGAAACCACUCACAAAAAUGAUGUACCAGUUAUCAGAGGCUUCUGUGCUCAGUGAAGUGGAUGGGAUAAGGACAGUGACUAGUCUUGUCCCGACAGCCACUCUCCUCCGUCCUCUUCUCCAACUGGCUGCCUCUGUCUCCUCUGGGUCACCCGAUGACUUCAAGAAGGUGUGGUCAGUACUGAGUGGAGGCGUGUCACAGGUGGUCUCGGUAUCCCUUCGUCUCCACUCCCUCUCCCUCUCCCCCCACACCGUCCCCACCUUCGCCACCCUCACAAACCUCACCAUGUCCCUCUUAGCACGAGACGUCACAGAGAAUCCGUCGAAAUGUAAGUCAGCAUCAAGUUCUCUCCCUCUCCUCUCCUCUGCGUUGCUGGAUAUAGUGGCUCGUAAUGAGAACACCUCCAGUCUGUUUCUGAGCCACCUGCAGUCGUGGUUGGAAGAUGAAGAUGAAGAGAAAGAGGGUGAGGAGGAGGAAGGAGGGACUGACUUUCCUGGAAGACUUCUCAGAUACCUGGCAGCCUUGCACCCUCUCUCCCUCCUCUCCUCCAAUGGGAAGGAAUGUGACGAGGCAAUCUACUGUAUUCGAUCCGGCCUGAGAUUUAGUGAGCAGAUGAAACAACACGGAAAAGGAGAAGAAGAAAGUUGGUGGGAGGAGCUACAGUACCUCUCCAGGACACUAGAGACCUUGCAGAACAAACCCUACUCUUAUUAGCUCCAUGUGUAUAGCUAUAUAGUUUUAUAAGUAUGAUGUCACACUUUUCUGCUAUAAAUAAACAGUAAGUGGUGUCACAAAUUGCUGCUAUAAAUAGUAAUAGGACGACAUAUUGAACAUGUAGUUGUCUAUUUGUCAUCAAAUCCAGGCAUGCUGAAGCGGCGCGAAAAUACCUCGACCUUUUCUCUCAGUUUGGCAAUCUUUGCAAUAGUGGCCGCAUCUUUUGCCACAAAAUCCUUGAAACCCUGCAAAACGAUACAGUAAUAAUCAUGACACAGAACGGAAAACUGGGUGGGAGUAGGAUUUGAAUAACACACUGCAAAAGGACACUUGGUUCUGCCCCAUACUAAUACAUUAGUGAC
This is a messenger RNA of Geodia barretti, 4178 nucleotides long. The record is from the annotation of a GenBank genome assembly. Lineage: Eukaryota; Metazoa; Porifera; Demospongiae; Tetractinellida; Geodiidae.